Lactuca saligna is the source of this 1578-nucleotide messenger RNA. Lineage: Eukaryota; Viridiplantae; Streptophyta; Magnoliopsida; Asterales; Asteraceae. The record is from the annotation of a GenBank genome assembly.
AUGCAAUAUCAAGAGGAAAAAACUCUUGUUACUGAUGAGAUUCGAAGCUUCUUAGAUGGGCGGUACAUCUGUCCCCACGAAGCGGCAUGGCGCAUUCUUGACUUCCCGAUUCAUGAACGUAACCCACCGGUGAUGAUACUUCCAGUCCACUUAGAAAAUAUGCAAACUGCAUAUUUUAAGGAAGAUAGUUGUUUGAAGGAUGUUGUACGGAAUCCCGGGUUCGCAAUAUCACCGCUUCUUGGUUGGUUCAAUCGUAACAAAGAUACCGUCAUUCGUGAUAAUGAAAAUCAGAGUAAUAGUGAAAAUGAAACUGGAGGUUUAGAUUUAACCUACAUAGAUUAUCCAUCUAAAUUUUGGUGGGAUAAAACUGCAAAAUGGUGGGUGUUGAGGCAUCGUAGUAUGUCAAAAACCAUCGGCAGACUUGUGUUCGUACACCCAUCUACUGGUGAACUGUUUUACCUGCGUCUUCUACUUUGUCAUCAAAAAGGUUGUAUGUCUUACGAGGCUGUUCGCACUGUUUCUGGUCGUGUGUACCCAAAUUAUCGAAGUGCAUGUCACGCAUUGGGUCUAAUCGGUGAAGACAAAGAAUGGAUGACAGCAUUCACCGAGGCAUCACAAUGGGCAACAUCUUCACAGUUGCGCUCCCUCUUUUGUCACUUGCUUUUAUUUUGUGAGGUGAGCAAUCCGCUUGCAUUGUGGGAAACCGGUUGGCGAAAAAUGAGUGAGGACUUACUAUACAAAAUAAAUGCCAAUGUUUUUGUUAUACCAAUGCACAUUACUGACUUUCACUUACAACAACAAUUGUUAUUUGAGUUGGAAAAAAUACUUAGAUCAUGCACGCCAUCAAAGUCAGUUGCAGACUUCCACUUACCAUUACCAUCAGAAGUUGUAGUCGCUCUUUUGGAAAAUCGGCUACUUUUAGAGGAUACCUGUUACGACAAGGAACUUCUACAAAAUCAGCAUCAACAAAUACCCAUGUCUGAGGAUUCUACAACUAUUUCUACAUUGGAAUAUGGAUGUUCAGGAGGAGCAUUGCAGGGAGAUAGCAUUCAGAUUCUGGGACAGAAAAAAGAUCAAGGACACAUAAAAUCCAUAUUGACUAUUUCAAACUGUUACACUAUCUCUGGUUAUGCUGAUUAUGCGUGUGCCGAACCAGACGAAUAUCAAAAUUGGAUAGGCAAAGAAAUAUAUAUUAGUGUUGGCAAUGCCUCCUCAAUCUACCGAAUUCCAGAUACAGGAAUAAUACCUACAACUUCGUUUCACUUUAUAUCCAAAAGCCAAAUACCAGACUAUGUAAAACAAGCGCCAGAAUGUACCAAUGUACUGGAAAAUUUUGACCGCAACCUUAUUGAGGCCACACCUGCUCCAACAGUUCUUGCUGUGACAAAUGCAAAGAUCAUGACAGUUGCAGGUGCACUAAAAGUAGGAACAACAAGUGCAAGUCAUGUGUAUAUCAACCCAUCAAUUCCAGAAACAGCUGCCUUACUUGACAGGUUUAUGCGAAAUUGUACGUCGCGUUCUGCGUGUAAAGGCCCUCCAACACCGUUACAUGACAUAAACGAAAAACCAUAUUCAUAA